AUCAGUGCCCAGAAAGGUGCCCGGGAAGCGCGCGCCGGUCAGAGAGCAGAGUAGAGAGAGACAGCAAACAGGGAGGAGCGCUUUGAGUACGACAACUGAAAUUUAUCGACGAUUCUUACAGUUUUUUGAUGUGUCAGGAUGUGAAGCUCAAACUGUUUGUUUUUAAUGCUGGAUUUGAGCCGCCGGCGGGGCGCCAUGGACGGGAUAAACCGGUGACGGUACCGUUACUACUUUGACAUUCCUCACCGGGAGCCUCGGUGCCUCAGCUUCACUGUGAGUUUAUCUAUGGCGUCUGUUUCAGCCCUUUGAAUUAGCGCUGUAGUUGUCGUUAUCACGGCUCUGGCUAACGGUGACGGCCCGGGAUGUUGCACAUUAGUCGGUGAGAACAGGUGUUGGUGAUCCGCGGUUUCUGGACCAGUUUGAUGGAUUUCCUCCAGCUUCACUGUGAAUAAAUCAGCGAGAUGUAUGCCGCGCGGAAAAGAAGAAAACCGGCCCAGAAAGGAGUCAAACCGCCCCCCAUCGAAGGCGCCAAAUCCAACCCAUCCAAACGCCACCGUGACCGCCUGAACUCGGAGUUGGACCAGCUCGCCAGCCUCUUGCCCUUCCCCGAAGAUGUUAUAUCGAGCCUGGACAAGCUGUCCAUCCUGAGGCUCAGCGUCAGCUACCUGCGCACCAAGAGCUUCUUCUCAGUGGCAUUGAAGAACCGGCUAUCCAGUGGCACGAACAGGAGCAGUGAUCACAACAAUGCCAGCAAGACGACGAGAGCUACAGAGAUCCAGAUACCCGAGGGGGAGCUGCUUCUUCAGGCCCUUAACGGCUUCGUUCUGGUGGUCACGGCUGAGGGGAUCAUCUUCUUCUGCUCUCACACCAUCCAGGAUUACCUCGGCUUCCAUCAGACUGAUGUGAUGCACCAGAGUGUGUUUGAGCUGAUCCACACUGAUGACCAGCAGGAAUUCAAGAGAAACCUGCACUGGGCCCUCAACCCCCCUGUGAGCCUCGAACCCCCAACAGAUCCUCCAGAUGGGAAAUCGGUGUCGACCUCUUCCUGCCUGGUGAGCUACAAUCCCGAACAGCUGCCCCCUGAAAACUCAUCCUUCCUGGAGCGAAGUUUCGUCUGCCGCUUCCGCUGUUUGUUGGACAAUUCCUUCGGCUUCCUGGCGCUCAACAUCCAGGGUCGGCUGAAGUUCCUUCACGGCCAGAGCCGGCAGCAGUGCAAUAGCGACCGAACCACGCCGCCCCAGCUGGCGCUCUUUGCCAUCGCCACGCCCCUCCAGCCUCCAGCCAUCCUGGAAAUCAGGACGCGGAACAUGAUCUUCAGGACCAAACACAAGCUGGACUUCACGCCCAUGGCGUGCGAUGCAAAGGGUAAGAUAGUUCUGGGAUACACCGAGGCGGAGCUGAGAGUGCGAGGUUCAGGAUACCAGUUCAUCCACGCUGCUGACAUGCUGUACUGCGCCGAAAAUCACGUCCGUAUGAUAAAGACGGGUGAGAGCGGCCUCACCGUCUUUAGGCUGCUCACCAAGGACAACAGGUGGAAGUGGGUCCAGGCCAACGCCCGGCUCAUUUACAAGAACGGCAAGCCAGACUACAUCAUCGCCACUCAGAGGCCUUUGGCGGACGAAGAAGGAGGGGAACACCUGAGGAAGAGAUCUAUGCAUCUCCCCUUCACCUUUGCCACCGGUGAGGCUUUGCUCUACCAAACUGGGUAUCCGCUGCACGGCUUCUCCGACCCGCUCCAGGGCAAAGCCAGAGGCAGCAAGUCCAAGAAAAGCAAAGGAGAGAAGGGCUCUUCAGAUGAGCUGGACCCAAAGUCCCUACUGGGGGCGCUGAUGAGUCAGGAUGAGUCCGUAUACGUAUGCCAGCCAGAUACGGAGCCUAAAGUGUCCUACCACAGCACUCUUUUCAGUGAGCAGCAGAGCAGGGCUGAUGGUCUGGGUGCUUUGUUCAGUGGUGACAGCUGGUAUGUCGUCUCUAGCGAGGAGUCGCCAGGGGAACGCAACGGCAAAACCUCCAGUUUUGACCCCCUUCUGACCACAUUGGACUCUCUGUCUCUCGAUGGAGAGGAAACAUGCUCCAACAGCGAACUGUUCAGCGCCCUAGAGAAUCUGGGCCUAAAUGCCGAGGACCUGGAGCGGCUGCUGCUGGACGAGAGGAUGAUGCAUGUGGAACUGGACCCAGAUCACAUCCCAACUCUCAGUGACCUUCUCACCAACAACGAAAUCCUCUCCUACAUUCACGACUCUCUGGAGGGUGCGAGCGAGAGGCAGGAACAGGUGAACACAGGCAGAUUUGGGUCCUCAAACCACCAGUCAAACUCAGAUUCUGCCCAAAGUGUCUCCCAGCAGGUGUGCUUGACUGCUGGACCAGUGACGGGGGGACCUGACAGUCACUGGGUGGUACGGACGGGGAAUCACCACAACCGUCAUCACACCAACCAUAACAAAGCCACGGAGCUGGACAGCAAACAUGCGAACGCUCCACAGUGGCAGCUGCAACAGGAACAGCUCUCUGCCCCCCUCCAGUACCUGCAGGUAAGCAGUGAGAGCACUCUGUUGUCUGGCUUCCAGAAUAAUCUGCUCGGACCGACUUUAAACGGGUCCUGCAUCCCAAAUGGACUCUCAGCUUUUCCCCCAAGCGUGGUUGCUGGACACCAACAUUACAGCGUCAGUGGCACAGACGGCGCAGUGUUAAAUGACUCUACCUUACAGGAGGUCUGUCAAAGUUUGGUGAGCACUGUGCAGCCCUACCAGCUGCUGGGACACCAUAAGCAUGAACAGACUGAGGAGCUGGAGCAGUUACUGGUCCUGACACAGCCACCGCACAGUGUACCAUCCUUAGAGACCUACGGUGUGUUUGCUGCCACCCAAGACUCCACUCACAGCAAGCUGGAGAAUGGCUGCCUCCUUGGAGCUGCAAGCACGGCGUACGUCAGGACGUGUCUGAUGUCCAAUGGGAACGCAGUGGCCACAGGCGACAUCCCAGUCCCAUGCCCAGAUGAACUUCCUGCCCUUCAGGACUCCUAGAAAUCUGGAUUUUUCCUCUGAGAAGGUAGAACAGAAAAGAGAAGAGGAAAAACGGACUGUGUCUGCAUUUGACAAUCAUGAUUUUAUAAGGAUGCAAACUAAAAAGACUUCAGAUCAGCUUCUCUUUAAUAGCAUUUGUUUCAUCUCACCUGUGCUGCUCAGAAAACCUCAGAUCUCCUCUGGUAGAGGAAGAGGACGAGCUCUCUCUGAAAGUGUCCACAUCUGGUUCAAACAUGUGGUCCUGACGAUCUGACCGCAACUGGGUUUUUGCUGUCAAGCCAAAACUCAUCACUUUGUGGCCGGUGUGUAAACAGUUAAUCGAACAGAAAAUAAGUGGAAGACGCAAUUACACUCAAUUACUGCACUUUUUUUAUCUUUAUUAUCUCUCUUUGGUGCUCAAAAUAAGAAACAAAAAGGCCGGUUUUAGUGGCACAUAAUGUGAAAACUGAACUAUUCAAGUACUGCCGGCUAUUUUUUUUAACUGUAUGCACACCCAGCUGUUGGUUUAGGUUCAGCCUGAAAUGAUCUUCAAGUUUAAAAGACUUUAACUCUCAAACCCCUGAGCUGUUUUUCCUGAUUAAAAUGACUUGGGGGGUUUAUUAAUUACACUCAUUUCAGUUCAUUUUUUUAUGUUAAGAACUCUGUUAUAAUAUGUCGGAGCUUCAGUUACACUAAUUAGAGAUGCUUUAGAAGCAUAACAGCUAAUUAUACACACACGUUUAUAGUUGUAAUAAUUUACUGUACCCAUUAACCUAACUUCCAUUAACUUGAGUGUGAUAGAAUCUAUCCUGCUUGUUCCUAUGAAAACCUUUUUGAUCACCACUUUAUAUUCAUGCAAAUAUCUUGAAAAAUAUAGAAAUUAAUACAAAUAUUCAAGUAAUAAAAUAAAUACAGGCAAACACUUUGAGCAUGAGCUUUGAGAAGUGAUCGCUAUGGUAGUUGAGAAGGACCAAAACUUACACGCUGAGCAUUAAUAAAAAUAAAAUAUCACAUAUGCUGCAUCAAGCAACAGCAAUCAGUCAGCGAAUCUUUAUUUGUAUAGCAUCUUUCAUGCAGCUCAGUGCAGUUUAAUGUACUUGAUUGAUGAAUGACGAGAUGGUAAUAAGACAUUAGCUUGCAAUGUUAGCCAAUUUUAAAAUAAAAUAAAAAGGCAGCAGAUGAAGUAAAACAGAAAUUUUAAAUGGUCUUUGGACAUGAUGAA
Messenger RNA from Maylandia zebra (zebra mbuna), 4224 nucleotides. It is a transcript of the gene ahr1b, whose product is annotated as aryl hydrocarbon receptor 1b. Gene Ontology annotation, cellular component: aryl hydrocarbon receptor complex; nucleus. Gene Ontology annotation, molecular function: protein dimerization activity; transcription cis-regulatory region binding; nuclear receptor activity. NCBI's taxonomy places the organism in Eukaryota, Metazoa, Chordata, Actinopteri, Cichliformes, Cichlidae. The record is from RefSeq and is a predicted model, not a curated record. Gene Ontology annotation, biological process: response to xenobiotic stimulus; xenobiotic metabolic process; regulation of transcription by RNA polymerase II.